Messenger RNA from Coffea eugenioides, 948 nucleotides. RefSeq lists its product as uncharacterized. The coding region runs from base 31 to 645 and encodes 204 amino acids. Lineage: Eukaryota; Viridiplantae; Streptophyta; Magnoliopsida; Gentianales; Rubiaceae. The transcript has 4 exons. The record is from RefSeq and is a predicted model, not a curated record.
AGCAAGAUUAAGAAACUAAGAAACAAAAAGAUGAUUGCUUCUUCUUCUUUCACUGCCACCUCCACUGCUAAACUUCUUCAUUCUUCUUCUGCAACCCGCAAUUCUAACCCUUUUCUUGGAUUCACACACAAGACGCCUACCAAACAGUCCUCUUCUCCGCCUCGCCGUGUCCUCCACCUGGUUCUCACGGCUUCAAUUUCAAGAGCAUCACCACCAGCAGCUCCACCACCAUCGCAACCCAAAACAAGCAUGGCUAGUGAAACUGUUCCCUCCCCUUCAAUGAAGCUGUUGUUCGUUGAAAUGGGUGUUGGAUAUGAUCAACAUGGGCAAGAUAUUACUUCAGCUGCCAUGCGAGCUUGUAGGGAUGCUAUCUCUUCCAACUCCAUUCCUGCCUUCAGGAGAGGUUCUAUACCUGGUGUUACAUUUAAUGAGAUGAAACUACAGAUCAAAUUGGGAGUUCCUCGACCUCUCCAGAAUUCCCUGGAAAUUGAGAAAGUCAAGUCUGUUUUCCCUUAUGGAAGAAUCUUGAGUGUUGAAGUCGUGGAUGGUGGGUUGAUAUGCUCAAGUGGUGUGCACGUAGAAGAAAUGGGUGAUAAGAAUGAUGACUGCUACAUUGUGAAUGCUGCUGUUUACGUUGGCUAUUGAGUUGUUUUCGUGACUGUCUAAAGAUGUCAGCUUUAUCCCUUUGUCCUCAUUACCAAGUAUAUCACUUUCACCUUGAUGGCUUACCAGAACUGCGUAGGAUAGAUGGUUCUUUUUCCAGAUAAUGUAAUAGGCACAAAAUGAUUCAAAAUAGUGGAUUUGUUUGUUUUUUCUUGCUGACUCACACAGAGAUGUGUGUGGACAAACACGACAUGUCUGUCUUGCUUAGAUAUGCUAAUAUGCCUUUGUUUGUUGUGGUUGUGUUGCUUGUCUUUUUAUAGACCUUGAGAUGUUUGAAUUUUACCA